AUGUUGGGAGGAAUUAACAUGCAUACGGGGAGACCACGUGAUGCCCUCCGACCUCCCCCUUUUUUUUUUUUUUUUCCAUUUUUUUCCCCCAUCACUUUAACGGAUUCCUGCCAAAUCGGGCCGGGCAGGGCCGGGCUGGCACCGCCCAAGAUGCCCGCGGUCUCUGUGCUUUACAAGGGAGCCAUCAUCAUCAGCAGGACACUCAUGGGACCGUACGGGAUGGACCGAGCCGUGCACUGCUUCGACUUCUACGAGUGUGCAAACGGGCUGGGCAUCAAGGUCAUCGGGGGCAUCAAGGAGCUCACUGGAGAAGAAUAUGGAGUUUAUGUCAAGAGGAUCCUUCCAGGGGGUGUCGCUUAUGCAGAUGGGCGCCUGCAGCCAGGGGACCAGAUCCUGGAGGUCAAUGGAGAGUCCCUAAUUGGGGUUACAAGCGAGAGGGCCGUGGACAUCCUGAGGACAGCAUCAGCCACCAGCCACAUGCGGCUCCUGAUUGCCCGCGAUGACGAUGCCAGGAGAGAGUUCUCUGAGCUGCUGGAGAAGUUUGGCUCCCAGAGCAACACGGGCUCAGCGCGGAGCUCGCCGGUCCUGCACGGUGGCAGUCGAUAUCUGGAGAGCACCUCCUCGGGCUCGUCCUCGCGCUCGCAGAGCCCGCUGCUGCUGAGCCCGGCCAACUCGCACGGCCCCUUCCUGGGGAGCCUGGCGCACGCUCCUCACGCACACUACUCCAUUGACUCAGGAAUCCAGAGCAUUUCUGUAGCAAACUCCUCUGGCUUGGGGCUGACAAUCAGUGGUGGAUCCAACAGGCCUGACGGGCCCAUGAUUUAUGUCCAAGAGCUUUUGCCAGAUGGGGACUGUUACAAAGAUGGUCGGCUCCGACCUGGAGACCAACUCAUUGCUAUCAACAGAGAUUCUCUGGUGGGCAGCACACACGAGGAGGCCAGAAAAAUAAUUGAAAAAGCCAAAUUCAGACACGAGGGAAGCACAGAAGUGGCCUUUAUCCCUGGGAGGGGACGGUUACAUCCUGGCCUGUCAGUGCACAGCAACAGCCCAUCCCCACCUCCAAAGGCUGUGGGAAAUGGCCUGAGCUCCUGCAGGCUGAAGGUCCACGUGAGGUCCCCAGAGAAUAGACGUGAAAAUCCUUUUCCUGUGCCUUCUUUGUCUCCGGACAUUUGCCCACCAGAGCUCACAGUCUCAGCACCCGCUUCAGCUUCUAACUACAAAGCAGCUUCAGGCACCAAACCUAAAGUAGCCCUGGAUCCCCAUAUCCGGCUCAAGGAUGGAAAACUGGAACUGGUUCUGCAGUACCUUGGUCUGGAUGUGACCGAGGAGAAGAAGAGGCAGCUCCGGCAAAGCCUGACCACGGACUCGCAGGGGACUGUGGCCUAUGGAGAUGUUCUCCAAGCACUCAGGGAUCUGAUGCAGGAGGAGCUGGACGAGGCUGGUCUGGAUUCCAGCUCUGUGCUCUUCACUCAGCAUGAAGUGGCCAAUUUGCUGGAUACAUCAGCUUUUCACUCCCUGACCUUUGACUCUCUCAACAGCAAUGGCAGCGAGGACCUGGAGCAGCUGCAGCUGGAGAUGAGGGAUCUGCGGCACGAAGUCCGCAGGCUGAAGUCUCUCCUGAGAGAAGUGGAGAGCAGCAAGAAGUCGAUGGAGGAUGAGCUUCAGAGGCUGAACCAAAAGGCGCUGGGGUUCCUGUCGGAGAACAGGAGCCUGCACAGCAAACUGCAGAUGGCCGAGGUGGUGCAGAGACAGGCCCACAGUGCUGAGCAGGACUACGAGGAAGUGAUCCACCUGCUGGAGGCUGAAAUUGCAGAACUGAAGAUGCAGCUGGCAGGGAAAAAAGCAAAGCACGUCUCUGAAAUAGAGGAGGACAUCCUGGAGCUGAAGAGGCAGCUGUCCCUGGCUGAUGGCCAGCUACGAAAAUCCGAAGUGUCCCGGAAGCGCCUGGAGAUCUGCAAUAGGAAGCUGCUCCUGUUUGUGCAGAACAUUUACAAGGUCCUGAGCACACACAGUCAUGUACCAGAUGAGAAAAGCGUCAACCAUGAAACAGAAGAGGAUAAAACAGAUGCAGUCUCAGACACAUCUCUUCCACCUUCAGAUCUUGUUGACCUUUUGCUAUCAGAAGCUAAAGAACUGUUAGCACCAAUCCUCUCCAACAAGGACGCUCUGCCAUGGGACAGGGACCAGUGCCUGCCUGCUGAAGGAAUCCCAAAUUACAAGGACCACCUUCAUCAGAAGACCACGUGGCCCCCUCCUGCAGGCCAGACCAAGAGUGACCAACCACAGCCACCAAGCCCCACAGAACUGCCUAAGAAGUCAACAUAA
This is a messenger RNA of Camarhynchus parvulus, 2325 nucleotides long. RefSeq names its product syntaxin-binding protein 4-like. The record is from RefSeq and is a predicted model, not a curated record. NCBI's taxonomy places the organism in Eukaryota, Metazoa, Chordata, Aves, Passeriformes, Thraupidae. Gene Ontology annotation, molecular function: protein binding.